GCCAUUUCAGGCUUUAAAAAUCAACCCCAUACGACUCCCCGGUUUAUUCCUUUGGUAUUCCAGGCUGCUUUGGUAUAGUUUUGGUUUCAUGCUUUCUGCUCGGGACAUGGCGACUCGUUCUGUUGAAGAUUCCUUUCCUUUACACGGGCUGCUGCCGAAAAAGGAAACCGGCGCCGCUUCGUUUCUGACCAGGUUUCCCGAGUACGAUGGACGGGGAGUGCUUAUCGCCAUACUGGACACCGGUGUGGACCCGGGGGCGCCGGGCAUGCAGACCACUACAGAGGGCAAGCCUAAGAUUGUGGACAUCAUCGAUACGACAGGCAGUGGUGAUGUCAACAUGUCCACAGUGGUGGAACCGAAAGAUGGAGAAGUGCUCGGACUUUCUGGACGCACACUCAAGAUGCCUCCUGCCUGGGUGAACCCGUCAGGGAAAUAUCACAUCGGUGUUAAGAACGGUUACGAGUUUUUCCCUAAACCUCUCAAAGAGAGGAUACAGAAAGAGCGCAAGGAGAAGACGUGGGAUCCGGCACACAGAGCGGCUCUUGCCGAGGCCAGUCGCAGGACAGAGGACUUUGACCUCGCUCAUCCCAACCCUUCACAGAUCGAGAAAUUGCAGAAGGAGGAGUUGCAGAGCCACAGUGAGUUGUUGGGUUCCUUGGAGAAGAAGUACAGUGACCCUGGGCCUGUGUACGACUGCGUGGCAUGGCACGAUGGCAUUACCUGGAGGGCAGUGGUGGAUACUUCAGAGUGUGGAGACCUGGCGUCCUGCACUGUGCUUAGCUCCUAUAGAGAAAGACAGGAGUACACCACGCUAGGGGACGCUGAGAUGCUCAACUACUCCAUUAACAUCUACGAUGAAGGGAAUACCCUCUGCAUUGUCACGAGUGGAGGUGCUCACGGGACUCACGUGGCCAGCAUAGCGGCCGGUUAUUUCCCAGAGGAACCAGAGAGAAACGGCGUAGCCCCCGGUGCCCAAAUCUUGGCGCUUAAAAUAGGGGAUACCCGUCUAAGCACAAUGGAGACCGGAACAGGUCUCAUUCGAGCGAUGAUCGAGGUCAUUAACUACAAGUGUGACCUUGUGAACUACAGCUAUGGGGAGGCAACCCACUGGCCAAACUCAGGGAGAAUCUGUGAAGUGAUCAGCGAGGCGGUGCAGAAACAUAACGUGAUGUAUGUGUCGAGCGCUGGAAACAACGGGCCGUGUCUCUCCACUGUGGGAUGUCCCGGAGGAACCACGAGUAGUGUCAUAGGCGUAGGUGCUUACGUCACGCCUGACAUGAUGGUGGCGGAAUAUUCGCUGAGGGAGAAAUUGCCUCCUAACCAGUACACGUGGUCUUCAAGGGGUCCGAGUGCCGACGGAGCUCUGGGUGUUAGCAUAAGUGCUCCUGGGGGAGCCAUUGCCUCGGUGCCCAACUGGACUUUGCGUGGCACGCAGUUAAUGAACGGAACCUCGAUGUCUUCUCCCAACGCAUGUGGAGGAAUUGCACUCAUUCUCUCAGGUCUGAAGCAGAACGGGAUGCGACCCAUAGUUGCAGCCGUGAGACGUGCUUUGGAAAACACCGCCCAAAAAGUGGAUGACAUCGAAGUGUUUGCACAGGGUCAUGGCAUUAUUCAGGUGGAAAGGGCAUUUGACUACCUCAUGCAGCAUGCUUCCACUCCUACUAGUAACCUGGCAUUCACAGUCACUGUAGGGAAUCAGCGGGGCAUCUACCUCAGGGACGCCGUCCACGUCUCCACUCCUUCCGAUCACGGAGUCGGCAUCGAGCCAGUCUUUCCAGAAAACACUGAAAACUCUGUACGAAUCUCGCUGCAGUUGCACCUGGCGCUCACGUGCAGCGCGCCGUGGGUUCAGUGCCCCUCCCAUUUAGAGCUCAUGAACCAGUGUCGUCACUUUAAUGUGCGCAUCGACCCACAGGGACUUCGAGAGGGUCUGCAUUAUACUGAGGUGUGUGCUUAUGAUACAUCAGCACACGGUGCUGGUCCUCUCUUCAGAGUCCCUAUAACGGUUAUAAUCCCCACAAAGGUGUCCGAGAGCCAGAAUCAGGAGGUCUCUUUCACAGAUGUACACUUCAGACCAGGGCAGAUACGGCGCCAUUUUCUUACCGUUCCUCAAGGAACCUCAUGGGCAGAGAUCACAUUAACGUCUCACUCCUCCGAUGUCUCCUCCAAGUUUGUCCUCCAUGCUGUGCACCUGGUGAAGCAGAGGGCUUACCGAGCUAACGAGUUCUAUAAAUUUUCCUCACUGCUGGAGAAGGGCUCUCUCACCGAGGCGUUCCCCGUGCUGCCUGCUCGAACCGUAGAGGUGUGCAUCGCCCGUUGGUGGGCCAGUCUUGGUGAUGUCGUUGUAGACUAUACCAUUUCUUUCCAUGGGCUGCGAACAUCGCCAUGUCCCCUUCAUAUACAUGCGUCUGAGGGCAUUACCAGUUUUGAGGUCUCCUCUCCUAUUAGAUAUGAGGAAGUCUCACCAGUGAUCACCUUGAAGAACUGGGUGCAGCCCCUUAGGCCAGUAAGUUCAAAAACAAAAGCGCUUGGCUCCAGAGAUGUACUGCCCAACAACCGUCAGCUUUAUGAGAUCGUCCUUACGUACAGCUUCCACCAGCCUAAAAUUGGGGAGGUGACCCCCAGUUGUCCAUUACUGAGUGAGCUGUUGUACGAGUCAGAGUUUGACAGCCAGCUUUGGCUCCUCUUCGACCAGAAUAAGAGACUCAUGGGCUCUGGCGAUGCUUAUCCUCAUCAGUACUCUCUGAAGCUGGAGAAAGGAGACUACACCAUCCGGCUGCAAGUUCGCCAUGAGCAACAGAGCGAGUUGGAGCGACUGAAAGAUUUGCCUUUUAUAGUGUCCCAUCGCUCCAACACACUGAGCCUAGAUGUUUACGAGACGCACCGGAUGGCAUUACUGGCUAAGAAGAAGGCAAACACCCUCACUCUUUCCCCAGGAGCCUCUCAGCCUUUCUACAUCACCUCUUUAUCAGAUGACAAGAUACCUAAAGGUGCAGGUCAGGGGUGCUACAUGACCGGCUCUCUGGUUGUACCGAAGAGCGAGUACGGAAAAAAAGCAGGCCAAGCCUCAGCCAAACGACAAGGAAAAUUUAAAAAGGACAUCGUGCCAAUAUUCUACCACCUGAUCUCUGCCCCUAACAAAUCAAAGAAUGGAGGAAAAGAGAAGGACAAAGAUGGGGAGAAAGAGAAGGACGUGAAGGAGGAGUUCUCCGAAGCCCUCAGAGACUUGAAGAUCCAAUGGAUGACCAAGUUGGACAAUAAUAUUUUAUAUGAUGAACUGAAGGAGAACUUUGCAAGUUAUCUCCCUCUCCACGUCCAACGACUCCAUCAGCUGGAUUCAGAAAAGGAGCGACUGAAGCGAUUGCAAGACAUCAUGGCAGCAGCUGAUAUUGUUAUCUCUCAAAUCGACCAGACCGCACUGGCAGUCUAUCUCACAAUGAAGACAGACCCUCGUCCAGACGCAGCCACUAUAAAGAGCGAUAUGGAGAAACAGAAGUCGUCGCUGCUGGAUGCGCUCUGUAGGAAAGGAUGUGCUCUGGCUGAUCAGCUCAUGCAGCCCCCAGAGCUGGAGGGGGCGAGUGCAAGUGAGGUGGGCAGCUCUGAAGACGACCCACACGGAGUGGCCAAAGCACUGAACGACACUUUCUGGGAGGUUCAAAAGUGGGCAGAGCUCACAGACUCUAAGGUUCUGUCCUUUUCCUACAAACAUGCCUUGGCGAGUAAAAUGUACGGAAGAGCCUUAAAAUACGCUACUAAAAUUGUAGAAGACAAACCCAGCAAAGAGAACUGGAAGAACUGCAUUCAACUGAUGAGGCAUCUGGGCUGGAUGCACUGCGCCACCUACACUGAAAACUGGCUUCCCGUCAUGUAUCCCCCAGACUAUACACCUUUUUAAAGCAGAUCACACAGGACUUCCCUGUGCAAAAAUGCAGUACCAGAUUUUAAAGACUCUUUAAAGACGUGUCCAUGGUGGAUGCCAUUAAGCCUUUCUUUUUUUUUAAACUGGAGCAAACAUAAGGACAUAAAGAUCCACAUUUCACCACCAUAUCAUAAUCCACCAGAUUUCUACAAUGCUGUUAUGUGUGUUUGCUGGGCGAGAAGUUCGCUAUUCGUAUCCGUGCUUCUUGUUCGCCAUUUAUUUUGUUGUUGUAUUUUGCCCCGUAUCCAUUAGAUCCAGUAGUUUUAAUUUUUAUCAUUUGGUGCCAAGGUAUUUAAUUUCUCAUUAAAUGCAGUAAUCGUCCUCUGACUGAGCUGUUGAAAUGUCAAAACAUUUCAGGGUCACAAUGCACACAAUUAUGUAAAGGCAAUAUAAACAUACGUAAACCAACUUUUCCCUUAUAUACAUUAUAUGUGCAAUGUAUGCAUGUUGUUUUGAUUUUAUUUUAUAUAUGGGUUGCUUGCUGGCCUGAAAGCAAACCUCUUUUGGUCACUUCUGGGCUUUUAUACUGUAUAAUUGAGUCAGUGUCUGGCCUUUUUAAUGAGAGGGUUUUAUAAGUGUGUUCUUUUUUAUUUUUAUUAUAAUUUUUUUUUUUGUAGCACUGUGUGAACGCGUGUGCGUGUACAAAAUGUGUGUUUUUAAAUGUAUUUAUUAUUGGACGCAUAUUCUUACAUAGUUUGCCCGAUACACAUUUUGCAUUCAGCCAUUUCUACAAAGAUACUGCAAUAUCGAAUAAUUUAACAAAAAAUGUUUUAAGCAAAGUGAAAGAAUUAAGGUCUCUGCUGGAAUGUGCCAUAUUCCAUACAUUUUAAAGCAAAACUCCACCCUGAACUUAAUUUACCUGUUUAUAAUCUGCUGCAUUGAUCGUGGAUUUUUUAAAUUAUUAUUUCAUAUUUACACGACAUGUAAUGCAGCACCAAACUGAAAAAGAAAAGAAAGAAGAAAAAUCAGCCCCCAAAGUAAAUGUGUGUAGUGUUCAUGCUUCAUGGUGGAGUUUUGCGCAUUAGGCAGCACACUGUCGAGCUGCACUAUGGUCAGUUCCGUUUGUUCUGUUUUCUACGUAACGAUUUCACCUUCACGGUAUUAACGAUGUGCGGUAAAGCUGCUCACGCCAAGCUUCCAUUUGUUUGCUCGGUUUAACAUCCAGCUGUUUUUUGGUCACUUCUGAGUGGGUGGUUUAAAUGUCUGUUUACACAUUACUGUACCAGAGAAUGUGGCACUUCACAGCCAGUGAUUGAUAUGAGUCCGAAUGCAGCUGUGGUUAUGUUUUGCCAAAAUAGAAAUUCGGUAUUUCGAUUGGCUUCUGGUCAAUCGCCAGCACCGAACCCUAAAAAAUUCAUUUUAACAAUAUCUGACGAUGCCUGAUGAAAAUAUCUACGGAUCGUAUUUUAUUUUUGCAUGUAAAGUACGUGCUAAUGGACUUUUCUCCUCCAACUUUUUUUUUUGUUUUUUUCCUUUUCAUACAUAGUCGUCAACAAUAUAUUCAGGGUUAAACAGGCAUGGACUUUGCCAACAUCAGUUUCCUCAACGACGGCCUUAAAUCAUUGCAAACACCUCACACUGAGCGCAGUCAGGGGUCUCGUAUCACCGUCAUCAUAUCAAAGAGCUUUUGGUGGGUACGUGGCUUUUGUGUAUUUCGAAAUGUUUAAACGCAUAGUAGUUAAUGCCAAUAUUUUAGAAUGUACUUUUUUGAUUUGAAGCCGAACGUAUGUACCACUAUCAUUUUAUAGCCAUUAUACAGCAAGAGACGUAUGGAAAGCUGCGACAUGCGUUAUUUUAUUACAGUUAACGUUGGGGGAUUGUCAUACGAUCAAGAUCAUUCUGAAUAAAACUUAUUUGAACAGCAA
This is a messenger RNA of Silurus meridionalis, 5784 nucleotides long. It is a transcript of the gene tpp2, whose product is annotated as tripeptidyl peptidase 2. The record is from RefSeq and is a predicted model, not a curated record. Gene Ontology annotation, molecular function: serine-type endopeptidase activity; tripeptidyl-peptidase activity. Gene Ontology annotation, cellular component: cytosol. NCBI's taxonomy places the organism in Eukaryota, Metazoa, Chordata, Actinopteri, Siluriformes, Siluridae. Gene Ontology annotation, biological process: proteolysis.